GUCGUGACACUGCUGUCAAAAACACUCAAAAAUUAGAUUUUUCUAAAUGCUCUAAAAACCUAUGAUCUCUGUUUACUAAUUGUUGACAAACGAAUUCGAACUAAAAGAUGCUUAAAUUCAGUGGGAGUGUAAUUUGGAGGUUAGGAACUCGAGCGACCCUGAGGCAGUAUUCCAGUGCCGGGGCCACUGUUGUGAAAACUGACAAGCUUGAUGUAGAUGGAAGUUUAUCUAAUAAAAAUGCCCAGAGCGCAGAUCAUGAUAAGGACACUAAGUCAGGUUUAGUAGCAGCUGCAUUCGCUACACUCAAUACUCCAGAAACAGAUGAGCCAAAGCGGCCCAGCCCUAAAUCCGUGAAACAGAGUCGCACACAGCAGAUGGAUAUACAGAUUGUGAAGGCUACGGAUAUUAACGGUUUAUUGGCUGUGGCGGAACACCCUGUGGUCUCUAGGAGGCAUGCUUUGAAGAUGGUAUCAAUCCUCUCUGACUGGUCAAGCAGCAACAAAGUGAAGAUCACAGAUUUCGAGAAAGACCCUCGCUUCCUAAAGCUCUGUCGGAUCCUGGCUCGUACCAGCACUACUCAGGCUAUGAGCUCACUCACAAUGGCUGAAGACUUAAGCACCGUGUUGGGCAUUACGGGGGACGAUGAGGCGGCUAGACUGAUUUCUAACCUCACGCUACCGCAGAUGGUUAAGGUAAUGCGAGCCCUCCAUCAAAAAGGCCGUCGCAGCACUCCCCUGCUCCGAGCGCUGUCAUACAACAUAACGCGCCAGGCCGACACCAUAGACCUCAAGAAAUCUGCUGACUUACUCUACUCUAUGGCCACACUCAACUUCCCCGAUCCAUUAUUGAUGGAUAGAAUAUGCAAAGAUGUAAUCGAGUGCCUACCGUCCAACAAGGACAAACCAGCAGUUGUUAACUCGAUCAUAGUGUCCCUGGGCCUCCUAAAAUACCGCCACGAGCCAGCCCUCACAGCUAUCACAGAUUGGAUACAAACACACAUGCAAGGGUGUCGCGCGGGCGAUAUAGCGUCCGCUGUUAUUACGUUAGCUACAGUGGAUUUCACUCCACCAAACAGCGAAAAGCUGUUCAAAGCAGCACAGUCCCUUAAAGAAGAGGAAAUGGCCAAGUCCUCAGCUUGGUUGGAUCUCGUGUUCGCUUUGCUCACACUCGACAAGGCGCAGCCGCACCAACUUCUCUCGACCAUUCAGCCAGAAUUCAUCGACAAAUUGCUGUCACUAGGCGAAAUCCUGAUCCCCUCCCGUCGCAAACUAAUGGCCAUCGACGCCUACCUCCACCUCACGGCCCCCUCCUCCCCUCGCCUCCCCUCCGACAUUUCCGUGGGGGUACCUCUAGUGUACACCAAGGAGAAGACUCUGUACGUGCACUGCAUCAUGGACACGUUCAGAGCCUCGUGUCCGCGGACGCACGCGGAGUUCGCGAUAGAUUCAAAAUGUCAUCCAGUACCACUAGAAAAAGCAGCAAAUGACAAAAGUGUGUUCAGGAUAGCAGUGCUGGGCCUGGAUUACCAUGACCUCACGAGAAAGACAGCCGUUCCGCUUGGCGUCUAUCAGCUCUACACAAGGAUGUUACAGCUUAAGGGUUUCAAAGUGCUGCAGAUUCCAUACACGGAGUUCAACCCGCGAGACAAACUCGUCACCCGAGUGCAAUACAUCGAGAAACGGCUGAAGGAGAUUAUUAGCGAUAAGUCCGCCGCGUAGACCAGUGUAGAUGUACAGUUAAGUAUCUGUUUUGUUAGUAGAUGAAUUUAUAUGGAUGAAAUGAAUCAUGUCAACUGCGCGUAGGGUAUACUGUCAAGGUAUUGAGACAGACAGCCAGACAAAAAAUGGCGCACUAUAUUAGGACAUUCGUGAGCAUUUCUUUUUUUUAUGCCACUUUUAUGAAAUUUGAAAAAACUAUGCUAUUUCUACUUAGAAUCACUAGCUUUUUCAAUCC
Leguminivora glycinivorella is the source of this 1953-nucleotide messenger RNA. Its product is annotated as FAST kinase domain-containing protein 4. The record is from RefSeq and is a predicted model, not a curated record. The transcript is spliced from 11 exons. Lineage: Eukaryota; Metazoa; Arthropoda; Insecta; Lepidoptera; Tortricidae. Bases 108 to 1718 code for a protein of 536 amino acids. Gene Ontology annotation, biological process: regulation of mitochondrial mRNA stability.